AUGAAGAACGUUUAUGCUGAUACAUUUUACAUUCACUAUCCAGUUUACCCUUACGCCAUUUAUAGCUUUAGAGUCGAAGAGGAAAAUCCCUCUCCAGUGUUAAUUGACUAACCAUUAUAUAAACCAAUAGAGAGAUAUGAAGAGCAUAACUCAACUAAAUAUGUAACCAUUGUUUAUUAACUAAUUAUAUAGUUUUUGACUCAAGACAACUAGAUGUAUAUUCACAGAAAUGAAGAACUAAGACUAUAUAAAGAUCAUUUAGAUGUUUAACAGUAUACAUUUGGAAAACUUUGUAGAGUAAUUUUACUAAAGAAUGGAAAAGUUAUAGCGGAGGGCAGAAAUAAAUCUAGACAUUUCAUGGAUAAUGCAGAAGAGAUUGUAAAUUAUUCAGCUUUUAAUAAUAUCUUAUAGAGUGAUGUAAAAUAAGCUGAAAUUCCUUUCUAUGAGAAAAAAGAUAAAAUAGUCUAAAUUUCUACGUUCUUCUAAGUAACUAUUGCUGUUACUGAAAAAGGAAAAGUAUUUGCCUGUGGUGAUAAGCUUGCUAAGAUUGCUGGUAAAUUAUAAUAAAUUAUCUAAAAUGAUAUAACAGGCAUUGAUAACACUAAAUUUGGAUUUUAUGAAGUACCUUUGUUCAGUGAAGAGGGAGAGAAAGAGGUUAGAGAGGAUGCUCUAGAGAUCCAAAAAGUUAAUUCUAAUAUAGAGCCUCCCAAAGAAGAGAUAAGCUAAGAACAACCACCUAAAGAAUCUCACAAAGAGGAGGCAAAGUAUGAUCAUGCAGAGGAUGCUGUUUAAGAUUCCUAAAUUCCACCACCCGCUGAUGAGGAUAAGAGUCUAGAAAAGAAAGAAGAGCCAAAAGUUGAUGCCAAAGAGCAAGAAUCAAUUGAGGAUAAAUCUAAAUCAGAAUAAAUUCAGAAAGGUGUUAAGCAGCAUGAUGGUGUGAGUAAGUAUCAAGUUAUUGAAGGAGUAUUAUACGAAGGAGAGCUACCUCAACCUAAUGCCUUAGAAGUCUAAUCUGAUGUAGUUGUUCAGCAAGUUGUCAUUUAAAGUUAAGUAUAAGUUAGUGAAGAAGAAAAAGUAGAGAAAAACGAAGUAUAAAACCAGAUUUAAGAAGAAGUAGCUCAGCCAGCUGAAUAAGAAGUAAAACUGGAAGAAAUUCAACUAUAAGAGAAGCAAGAAGAUGAAAAAGUUGCAGUUGAAGAACAGAAAUAAGAAGCCGAGGUUAAGUAAGAGUCAGAUAUAGAGGUAAAAUAAGAGUCAAAUGAAGAGUUAAAAUAAGAGUCUGAUGAAUAAAAGGCUUAAAUAGAAGAAGAAAAAAUUGCUGAAUCUGAUGUACCAAAGGAAAGUGUUGAAGGUUAAGAAGAUCAAAAAGAAGAGUAAAAAGCAGUAGAGGAGGAAAAAGAUAGUAAGCCAGAAUUGAAAGCAAUCAAAGUAUGGGCCUGCAAGACAAGCUCAACAUCUGAUUUUGUUUAUAUCGCUUUGGUGGAAAAUCUUAAGACCAAGAAAACUGAACUUAGAUCUAUUGGAUAAUCUGCUAAUGGCCAGCUUGGCUAAGGUAAAGAUAUCAAAGUAUCUUAAGUAUUCAAGAAGAUCAAUGCCAAAAAUCUUGAAUUGAGAUCACCAAAUGACCUUUACAUUGGAUACGAUCAUGUAAUUGUGAUUUCAAAGUAAGAAAAAGUUUAUGGAUGGGGAUCAUAUCUUCAAGAUGAAACUCAAAACUACUCGCCUGUUCACAUUCCAUUCUUUGACAACUAUAUCAUCCACAAAUUAUCUUCAGGCUAAAAAUCAACUACAGCUAUUGUUUCACCUAGAGAUGAUCCAAACAAAAAGCUAGUUGUUGCUGGAAAAUUCGCUCCACUUCAUAAGACAGAUUAAUUUAAGAUUUACGACAUGUUCUCAAACUAAAACAUCACUUAUGUACAGACCUUUAGUGACAGAAUAUUUAUCUAGGUCCAGGGUACUUACUAAUACAACUAACAAGUUUUGAAUCCCUAUUUACAUCAAUAAAGAUGUGAAUCUUGCAGUCUCUAAAUUAGUGGCUUAUUACAUUUCUCAAAAGAUUCUGAAAACAAGUUUAAUUAUUUCUGCUCACAAUGUGUUGAGCAGGAGAAGCAUUCUGAUAAAGUAACAACAGAUCACAUGUGGGUUAUCAAAAGACCAAUAAGCAAUCUUGAGGAGAAAAAAUGGCCAGAAAUUAAUUCAGAGUAACUAUAUGAUCCAGAAGUUAGAGAACAGUAAAUAAGAUACUUAACUAACUAUAAAAUAAACGGAAAAGAUAUUGAGUAAAAACUAUCCUUAGCAGACUUAGCUAACAACUCAGAUUAUGAUAUUAAUCCAGUAAUUGCUCUGAGAGUCUCAAAAGCAUUAAAAGAAGGUGCGAAAUUAGAGCAAUUGAAUUUGCCAGAUUUUUAUGAGUAACUUGGAAAUUAUGGCAUCAGUUUAAACAUUACUCCUGAUUAUGGGCUUGGAGAUGAAUCUGAAGAAUUAAAAACCAAGAAUCAUCAAGUAUACGAUGAAACAAAUCAGUUCUUAAGAGAAAUAGAAUCACUUGAUCCUGAACUACAAAAAGAGUUCAAACAGAAAAUAGAAGAAUAUGUGUCUAAGAAGCUCAAGGAUACAAAUAUCCAGGAUAUUAAGUACACUGAUUUGAAGGUAGCAGAUGAGCUUAAAUUCUCUACUGAUAAGCUUAAUGAGUUAUCAGAGCAAGUAAAGAAACUUAAUGUUGGAAAAUUCAUCUAAUACUGCUAAUAUGUCUGGGGAUCUUUCAGCUAUAUUACUAGAUCUCAGAAGGCUAAUUAGGAUCUAUCACUUUUACACACAUUUAAUGAGAAUAAAGCUAAGAUUCCUUUAAUGUUAAAGAAUCUGCUUAUUAGAAAAUUGCUUGAAAACAUGAGUGUCGAUGAAGAGAAAAAAGGUAUUUCAAUUCAUGUCAAUAGAAAGAGAGCCAAGGAAUUCUUCGAUACAGGAAAAGUUGAUGAAAAAGGAGAACACUCAGUAUUCUCACAAGUCUAAAAAGGAUUAGUCUCUAAAAAGUAUCAAGGAAUGCGAAUCAAUCAGGCUGAUAAAAAGGCUUGGUUCGUUAAAUUUAUUGGAGAAUUCGCACUUGAUCAAGGUGGUUUAUUCAGAGAAAGUUUGACUGAAUUAUGCCAAGAACUUUAAAGCCAUGUCCUUAACUUGCUUAUACCAACUUAAAAUCAAAAGAAUAAUCAUGGAGAGAAUAGAGAUAAAUGGACAGUAAAUCCUGCAGCUACAACACCAACAGCAAUGCAGAUGUACGAAUUCUUAGGUGCCUUAUUCGGAAUGAGUUUAAGAUCAGGAAUUUUAAUGAGUUUGAACAUUCCAUCCUUUGUUUGGAAACAACUUACUGGUGAGCAGUUGUUAUUAAAAGAUUUGAAUGGAAUUGACUCAAUGACUGUUUAAGUGCUGGAAAACUUAAGAACUAUUCAAAACACUAUGGACGAAUAGACUUUCCUUGACGGGUACGAACUAUUCUUUACUACUAUUCUCUCAAAUGGAGAAGAAGUAGAAUUAGUUCACGGAGGUAGAUAGAUCAGAGUAAAUUUCAGUAACAUUCAAGACUACAUCUAAAGAACAGUUGAUGUAAGAUUAAACGAGUGCAAAAAGUAGAUAAAGUCAAUAAAGAAGGGUAUUAAUCAUACUUUCGACUCAAAUAUCUUGAGACUUCUAAGUUGGUAAGAUUUAGAGUACAAGGUUGUUGGCAAAGAAGUUCUUGAUAUUGAAAGACUCAAGGAAAUUACUGUUUACAGAAACUGUACUGAAACAUCUGACACAGUGAAGAAAUUCUGGAAGAUUAUAAACGGAUUUUCAAAUGAGGAGAGAAUGCUCUAUCUCAAAUUUGUAUGGGGUAGAACCAGACUACCAUUGAAAGAAGAAGAGAUAACUGAGAACCACACUCUUUAAGUUGAUGAGAAUGCUAAUCCAGAUAAACUUCCAGUUGGAAGAACUUGCUUCUUCAGACUUGAAAUUCCUUCUUAUAAGAAUGAAGAUACCUUCAGAGAUAAACUUUUGUAUGCUAUAAGAUUCUGUACUGCUAUUGAUGCUGAUAUCGAGAAUGCAGUCUAACAGGAAGAGCAUCAACAUGAGGAGAGAGUUGACGAAGAAGGUUCUGACAACAAUAAUGAAGAAGAAAAUGAAUAAGAAAACGAGAUGGAGAUGUUUGGGGAUGACUAUUGA
Messenger RNA from Stylonychia lemnae, 4191 nucleotides. NCBI's taxonomy places the organism in Eukaryota, Ciliophora, Spirotrichea, Sporadotrichida, Oxytrichidae. The record is from the annotation of a GenBank genome assembly.